AUGUCUCCGCCCAAGAAACCCUUCCAAGUCGCCGUCGUCGGCGGCGGCAUUGCCGGCCUCACGCUGGCCAUCACAUUACAUCAUCGCGGCAUUCCCGUGACGAUCUACGAGCAGGCCUCUGCGUUCGGGGAAGUCGGCGCCGGCGUCUCCUUCGGACCCAAUGCCGUCGAAGCCAUGAAAGUCUGCCACGGCGGCAUCCACGCGGCGUUCGAGAAAGUGUGCACGCGCAAUCUGUGGCCCUCCAAGCAGAAGGUCUGGUUCGACUACCUCGACGGACACAGCAAGGGGGAGUCAUUGCGCGCCCACAACGCCAGUCGCCAGGACAUCGCGUUCACCAUCUCCAACUGCAUCGGCCAGACGGGCGUCCAUAGAGCGCAUUUCCUCGACGAGCUGAUCAAGUUGAUCCCUGGGGAUAUUGCGCGGUUUAAUAAGCGGCUGGAGCAGAUUGGGGAGCGGGGUGAUGGGAAGCUGGUGAUGAAGUUCGCGGAUGGGUCUGAGGAUGAGACGGAUUUGGUUAUUGGGUGUGAUGGGAUUAAGUCGCGCGUAAGGCAGAUCCUCGUCGGUGAGGAUCAUCCGUCGGCGAAUCCGUCGUAUACGCAUAAGUAUGCCUACCGCGGGCUGGUCCCGAUGGAUAAGGCGAUCGAGGCGAUUGGGGAGGAGUUGGCUUCGAAUGCGUGCAUGCAUAUGGGUCCUGGCGGCCACAUGUUGACGUUCCCCGUCAACCAAGGCAAGACGCUGAACAUCGUGGCCUUCCACACGAGUCCCGAGCCCUGGGCCGAGUACCCCCGGUUGACGCGCGACGGCAGCCGGGAAGAAGUGCUGCGGGAUUUCGCGGGCUACGGGCCCAACGUGAUUAAUCUGUUGAAGUUGACAGAUCCCAAGCUCAGCGUGUGGGCGAUCUUCGACCUCGGCGAGAACCCUGUUUCCACCUUCUACAAAGGCCGGGUGUGUAUUUCCGGCGACGCUGCGCAUGCCACGUCACCGCACCAUGGUGCUGGAGCGGGUUUCUGCAUCGAAGACACGGCUGUUCUGGCGGCUAUGCUGGAAGACGAUCGGGUGAGCUCGGUGCAGGAUCUCGAGGCGGUGCUGGCCACGUUUGAUAGCAGCCGACGAGAACGCACGCAAUGGCUGGUCCAGAGUAGCCGGUUUAUCGGCGACUGCUAUGAAUGGCGGGCCGAGGGGGUGGGAAGUGAUUUCAAGAAGAUCGAGGAAGCUAUCAAUUAUCGCAACGGCAUUAUUGCAAAUGUGGAUGUUAAUCAGCUGUGCGCUGAGGCUGUGAAGGAUCUAAGGGACAGGUUGGAUAGACCGGUCAAGGGGUCUCUAUAG
Messenger RNA from Aspergillus steynii IBT 23096, 1326 nucleotides. RefSeq names its product FAD/NAD(P)-binding domain-containing protein. Gene Ontology annotation, biological process: secondary metabolite biosynthetic process. Gene Ontology annotation, molecular function: FAD binding. NCBI's taxonomy places the organism in Eukaryota, Fungi, Ascomycota, Eurotiomycetes, Eurotiales, Aspergillaceae. The transcript has 3 exons. The record is from RefSeq and is a predicted model, not a curated record. Bases 1 to 1326 code for a protein of 441 amino acids.